UCCUCUGGCUGCAGCCAUCAGGUGAGCCAAGAUGGGUGCAUACAAAUACAUCCAGGAGCUAUGGAGGAAAAAGCAGUCCGACGUGAUGCGUUUUCUUCUGAGGGUCCACUGCUGGCAAUACCGCCAGCUCUCUGCACUGCACAGGGCUCCACGCCCCACCCGGCCUGAUAAAGCGAGAAGACUGGGGUACAAGGCUAAGCAAGGCUAUGUCAUUUAUAGGAUUCGUGUCUGCCGUGGUGGUCGCAAACGCCCCGUUCCUAAGGGUGCAACUUAUGGCAAGCCUGUCCACCAUGGUGUUAACCAGCUGAAAUUUGCCCGAAGCCUUCAGUCUGUUGCUGAGGAGAGAGCUAGGAGCCAUUGUGGGGCUUUGAGAGUCCUGAAUUCCUACUGGUUUGGUGAAGAUUCCACAUAUAAAUUUUUUGAGGUUAUCCUCAUUGAUCCAUUCCAUAAAGCUAUCAGAAGAAAUCCUGACACCCAGUGGAUUAAACCAGUCCACAAGCACAGAGAGAUGCGUGGGCUGACAUCUGCUGGCCGAAAGAGCCGGGGCCUUGGAAAGGGCCACAAGUUCCCCCACACUAUUGGUGGUUCUCGCCGUGCAGCCUGGAGAAGGCGCAAUACUCUCUAGCUCCACCGUUACUGCUAAUACACAUGAUAUUUGUAAAAUUCAUAUCCAAUAAACAAUUUA
Mastomys coucha (southern multimammate mouse) is the source of this 685-nucleotide messenger RNA. Its product is annotated as 60S ribosomal protein L15-like. The record is from RefSeq and is a predicted model, not a curated record. Lineage: Eukaryota; Metazoa; Chordata; Mammalia; Rodentia; Muridae. Gene Ontology annotation, biological process: cytoplasmic translation. Gene Ontology annotation, cellular component: cytosolic large ribosomal subunit; ribosome. Gene Ontology annotation, molecular function: RNA binding; structural constituent of ribosome.